Molecule: messenger RNA, 1608 nt
Organism: Colletotrichum graminicola M1.001
Lineage: Eukaryota; Fungi; Ascomycota; Sordariomycetes; Glomerellales; Glomerellaceae
Exons: 2
Coding region: 1-1608 (535 amino acids)
Biological process (GO): negative regulation of transcription by RNA polymerase II
Cellular component (GO): Sin3-type complex
Molecular function (GO): histone deacetylase binding
Source: RefSeq, a predicted model, not a curated record
AUGGCAGCCAACGAAGCCUCCACCCCCAAUUUGGGUGGUACCUCUGCCCAACAUAAGGCCGGGCGAGCCUCUCCGGCGCCCCAGUCGAAGCGCGACCGCAAGCGCCAGGCCCUUGCCGACAAGAUUGCCAACCUGCAGGAAAAGUUCAGCAAGGACCGCGAUCUCGGGUACCGUGAUCAGCUUCAGAAGGUCCAGAUCGACACCAAUCUCGUACAGCGCAUCGACCCGUACGCCGACGAUGUUUUGAAUGUCAUCGCCAGCCUGCGUCAAGAACAUGAAGAGACCCAGGGACAAGAUGCGCUGUCUGACAGCAACCGCACUCUGCUGCAGAUGGCCGGUCCCAAAUUCGAAGACUUCGUUCAAGGCAUCGAGGAUCUCAUUGAGUAUAGGGAUUUCCACUUGCUCCAACACAUGCACGAGCACGAGCGCCGCCUCCAGCAAUAUAAGAACGAAUACGUCUACAAGGUGGAGACCGCGAAGCGCGAGCACCAAGCUCUCUCUGCUACCCUUCGUGACCGUCUCGUUAAUACCCUGCUCUCGAGAAAAUACCGUCUGAACAAGGAGAAGGAGGCGCUGGAGAUAUCCGAUUCUUCGGCAUUGCUCCUCCACCCCAACCAGUUCAGCAUAACCAACCCAGCCAGCCCUGGAGGCACUCACGGGAAGCGUGCAACAAGGCUGCGCAAAGAUGCCGAGGAGCUCGCCGGCUACGCGGAUGGCAAGAAACGCAAGAGAAACCCGGGCGAAGACGAUGGCUCCCCCGUCCCCUCUAGACGAGUGCUCGACCUUAACAGCACGACGCCUCUCUGGCAGAACGAGAAGCUCCGUGUUGCUGCAAAGCAGAAUGGACCCGCCUACAGUAUUGAUAAGCUCUUCACUGAUAAGGAGCUCUCUCUGGCGUACAACCAAGCUGCUGUUGCUUCCCACAAAUAUGUCCUUAGACACAAGCCCUAUGCGAACGGAGGUUCUUCCCCCGGAAGCGAUUCCGGUCAAGGCGACGAGAACGGUGACCAGGAUAGCGAGCCUACUCUGUCGGCCCCGACCAUGGAACGCACAAGCUCUCACGCUACUAGGAGCACAAGGGCUGGUAUCAACCAGAGUCUGAUCGACGCUGUCGAGGGCGCCAACGGCCUCGAAUUACCCAAGUACCUUGAGAUCAUGCAGCCACAUGAGCCUGCCAAACUACCGGCGGUCAAUGUGACUAACUACUUCAAGCCAGUCAGAGGGAACACCGACGGCAACCUGCCUCAACCGCUGUCGCACGAAGAGAUCAACUCUGACAUCAUGGUUAUGGACCUGUUCAAGAAGUAUGACGCGAACCACAAGCCCGGCGAUUCAAUCGAUCACCCCAACGGUAGCAGAAAGCUCUUGGAGGCUGCUAUCACCCCGUACACCAACACUCCCUACACAGGAUUCAAGCCAGGCCCCCGGCCGGAUCCGACGAAACUUAGAGAGGAUCUGAUGCCGAUCGAGAGCAGCAUCAGAGACGAGGCUCCACCUUCGUCUCUCGCGGCUGUUGCUGCGGUUCCCAUGAGUCGCAACAGCAGCGCAGCAGGAGGUGCAGCCAUGAGUCGGCAGGGCAGCUCUCGUGGCAAGGGCCGCAAGAACUAG